AUCUGUGCGUUUAAAAAACAAGACCCAAUUAAGUUUGAGCUAUAUCGUCUCAAAGUUUCCUCGGGUAAUCUGGCACUUUUCAGCAUGGUUGAAUGGUAAAUAAUUUGACACUUGCAUAGUAAUCAAUACCGAAAGUUCAAUGGAGCUUAUCAGUGGAAAUAAGUUUUAAUCCGAUCUUGUAUUCGGUUGUGUUCGUAAAACUGGAAGAAUGUAAGGAAGGGGGAGAGGGAAAAAGAAAAGUUUACAAUGUUGAAGGGUCCAGGACCAAGUCCCUAUGUGAAAUACGGACAGGGAAAAACUGCGUGUACAAUUUUAACGGAAGAUGGAUGUAUUUAUCCUGUGAUUUCUUCAUUGCCUUAUAAUGAUAGGACUAAAACUGCCCCCUAUCAAUAUGGCAGGGGGGUACGUGCAAUGCACAAAUCUACAUUGACACUUACAAAACCCCCGUACUCACCUGUAGAGGAAUUCAAGACUACUACAAAACAGUAUUAUAGCGGGAGUAAGAAGUUGAAUCCUGUCCGGAGACCCCCGCUGUGUCCCUCUAUGCACAGAUCGCAGUGGACCAUUGGUCAGAACAUGCAGGACACAACAUUUGAUACUCAGUAUGCCAAGACAUAUUUCGAAAAGGACAUUAUACCCUUACAGAGGGAGAAGUUCUUAAACCAACAGAAUGCGAAUCGUCUUCAUCUGACAUCUCUGGUCAAUCGGAUUGACCAGACGGAGGGCAAGGACAUGCGAAAUACAGUGCACACUGAUCCAAAUGCCCCCACCUACUGGUCACAGUACAACCGCAUACACGGAAAACUAGGUCAAAUGAUUGGGCCAGGAGUUGAAAGAGAAAUACCUGUGCGACAGAAGUAUAAUAUAUUCACAGGUGAAGAAAUUGGCCCUGCAUGGAAGCCCGAUAACAAACGAAUCUCCGGUAACCGAGUGCUAAUGAAUUCAAGAAUGAAUAAUGAUUGGUAUCAGCAGGACUAGUUAACAAUUACUUUAAUUUUCAUUUAUUUAUUUAUGCUACAUGUACAGUGUAUAUUUUACAAGUCACUAUUUUUGGGAAUCGAUAUACUGAUUACUUUUUCACAUCUAUCAGAAGCUAAGACCAUUUGGAGUCAUAUUAUGUACGAUGUAAACUGAAUUUACUUUUCUGAUAUGUGAAAAUUUUCUAUUAAAAUAUUCAUUCAUUUUAAAUUUCCAUUGUAUUCAUGCUAAUAAAUUAACGGCAAUUUGUUCAAAGUUA
This is a messenger RNA of Saccostrea echinata, 1237 nucleotides long. RefSeq lists its product as uncharacterized. Bases 247 to 978 code for a protein of 243 amino acids. The transcript has 5 exons. Lineage: Eukaryota; Metazoa; Mollusca; Bivalvia; Ostreida; Ostreidae. The record is from RefSeq and is a predicted model, not a curated record.